Messenger RNA from Ceratotherium simum simum (southern white rhinoceros), 683 nucleotides. It is a transcript of the gene PSENEN, whose product is annotated as presenilin enhancer, gamma-secretase subunit. Gene Ontology annotation, cellular component: gamma-secretase complex. The record is from RefSeq and is a predicted model, not a curated record. Lineage: Eukaryota; Metazoa; Chordata; Mammalia; Perissodactyla; Rhinocerotidae. Gene Ontology annotation, biological process: Notch receptor processing.
UCCCCGAAUGCGCGUGCGUGCAGCGUUGCCUCACUGAAAAAGACUACAAACUCCAGAGAUACUUGCGGCAUCUCGCGCAAACGUCCGUAGUUGAAAGUGGCGGAGGCGUCCAAGCCACAGGAAGUAGACUCCCCUGGGGCGUGGUUGUUCGCGAUCCUUGCAUCUGUCACUUGGGGUCAAGGCUUGGGUCUCGCCCCGCAGACCCUCGGGACGACCCGGCCCCAGCGCAACUAUGAACUUGGAGCGAGUGUCCAACGAGGAGAAGUUGAACCUGUGCCGGAAGUACUACUUGGGUGGGUUUGCUUUCUUGCCUUUUCUCUGGUUGGUCAAUAUCUUCUGGUUCUUCCGGGAGGCCUUUCUUGUCCCGGCAUACACGGAGCAGAGCCAAAUCAAAGGCUAUGUCUGGCGCUCAGCUGUGGGCUUCCUCUUCUGGGUGAUUGUACUCACCACCUGGAUCACCAUCUUCCAGAUCUACCGGCCCCGUUGGGGUGCCCUUGGGGACUACCUCUCCUUCACCAUACCCUUGGGUACCCCCUGACAACUUCUUCUGCACAGGCCUGGGAACCUGCUCAUUCUCCCAGGAUGAGCUCCUCUACUCUAAGCCCACUCUCAAGCCCCUAAGACUUGUUCCCAUCUUCUGUGUUCUCUGCUGACAUCCCCCAAUAAAGGACCCUAAUUCUCUA